GGGAGGGCUUCUUGAUUGGCGUUCUCAGUGACCCAAUCGGAGGCUAGUAGUUGGCCAAUCAGAGUGCGACUUUGACAAACUAUAAAGUUCCAAAAGCAUGGCGGGGAGCGCUUGGUUAUUGUGUAGUGCUGCGGAAAUGCAGUCUGUUUGCGGGGAAAGCACGGUGGACUUGGAGCAGACAAACCCAGAGGUGUCAUGUCGGAAGUUAAAUGGCAGUUCGGGCGGGCCUGAGGCGUGUGUGGUAUUCCUGUGUAAGAACUGCUACACGGUGCUGGGGGACUCGCUCAGUGUGUGUGGGGAGGAGAGGAGCUUGGCUGCCAUCGCCUGCCUGCGAGUCACAGAAGAUUUGAAUGUAGGAGAAUCAGUACUUUUUGUGGUGAAUGGGAACCUGAAAGGCUGUGCCUAUUACCCUUUACUGUGUCGCUCCUGUGGGACCAAUAUUGGCUUCAACCUUUACUCUGCGCCUAGGGCUUAUGCCUACCUGAGAGGCUUAUUCUGUCUCCUCAAAGAACAUAUUCUCUGCUAUAAACUAAAAUCCAGCGCUUUGGUCCCAGGAAAUGAAAUGCAAUUUGAGUUUCCAAGCCUAGAGGAGGAUGUGGCAGAACUGAAGAUGCAACUGGUGCAGCUGCAUGUUAAAAUGGAACUGAUAUCCAAACAACUGCUACAGCAGGAGAAAAACACUACAGCCUGUUCAUGACAUGCCACACAAACUAACCUCAAGCCAUGCUAACUGCAUUUUGGGAGGAGUCUGCUCAGCUUUGCUCCAUCUGGCUGACCCAAAUUUAUGUACUAGGUUUAGUACUCUUCGACAGGAUGUCUGACAUGGAAUGGAUUAGCUCUUUUUUGUGUUGAGAAUUGUGAGAUUUGAACAGGAGUAUGUUCUCCUGAGCCUUAAUUAAAAGAAAACCCAAUCAAAUUGAGCCACACUAAUCCAAAUUACCAGUUGGGUAACAGGGAACAUGACUGUAAGGCCCAUAUUUUAUAUACUGAACUUACAGCACCAGUCUUAAGUUUCAGAACCUCUAUACCUGCAGUAAUUUAGGCCUUCAAAGUUUUGCACAGGGAGUCACCAUCUUGAAUUGCACUUGCUCUGUGCAGCUGUUGAGAAGCUAAGCUCAGGGGUCAUUCCAAAUCAAGCACAAAAUGAGGUUCAUUUGUCAUAAGCAUCCAUGAAUCUGAAUCACUAACCAGCCUUGAGGGCAGUUGUUGCUUUGGGCUGGUACAGAAGCCCAGCACAUAGUGUGCAUUUCUAGCCUUCUAUAAUCUUUAAGGUUCCCUUUCCCUACCUUCAGUAUGUGUGUAUGUAUAUAAUCUAUAUUGAAGCAAAAUAGAAUCGGUGGUUUAAUGCUUUGUACAAAGUGGUCUGCAUACAUUUUCUGCGUUAAAAUUAAAUAAGUAUCUGGACAACAGUUGAGUUUUCAGUGCGUUUCAGCCCGUGCUGUUUAUUGCUUAAAACAUUUUUACAUAAAUGCAAUUUUUUUUUUUUCUAUUUUUACACAACCAGUUUUAACAAAGUUUAUACAAUCAUGACAAGACUGGUACUUGUUUUUGUUAGAACACUCAUUCGUUCUCCCAGUACAACAAAUGUGCAUAGAUAAUAAGCAAGCUGCCUUGGAAUACAUCGAGGCCCUGGCCUGGUAUAACUAUGUACCCUCUGUAACAAGAGCUACCACACCACCCAAAGUGGUUCAGUGCGAUCCACUUGAUGUAAAUAAAAUGAAAGUACUGUC
Molecule: messenger RNA, 1730 nt
Organism: Xenopus tropicalis (tropical clawed frog)
Lineage: Eukaryota; Metazoa; Chordata; Amphibia; Anura; Pipidae
Gene: oip5
Product: Opa interacting protein 5
Exons: 5
Coding region: 98-697 (199 amino acids)
Cellular component (GO): nucleus; chromosome, centromeric region
Molecular function (GO): zinc ion binding
Source: RefSeq, a predicted model, not a curated record